Messenger RNA from Funneliformis geosporum, 1680 nucleotides. Lineage: Eukaryota; Fungi; Glomeromycota; Glomeromycetes; Glomerales; Glomeraceae. The record is from the annotation of a GenBank genome assembly.
AUGUCAUUAUAUAAAGCAAUUGCAAGUCUUGAAUUGUUACAAGAGGAAAGAAAAGCCUUACGCGUCUUAUUCACUAAUAAUCCAUCUAAAAAAACUGAAGCGGAGGAGAUCAUUCCUACUUGUACCAAUAAAGAGCAAGUUGAUUAUUUGAGAGAAUUAUUGACUUCUGUCUCUUUAAAACGGUCCCAAGAAGAAAUUAACGAGGUUAAGAAGAAGGUUCGACUUCUCGAGAAUGAGCUCUACAAAACUAAGUUUACAGUCACAGUUUCGCAUGAAGUUGGAAAGAAUGUCUUAAAUACUGCAAGCCCUGCCCUUAACGAAAUCUUCUCUCUUUUGAAAAGCGAAACACCAAUAUCACUUGAUAGUUUAGAUACAACGAGUUUACCGCAGAAUUGUAAGAACGAAGAUGAAGUGCAAAAAAAAUUCAUAAAGUUUUUCAACUCUUUAGAGGGACGAAUUAAAUGCAAUAUCAUUGAUACGUCAACUUCAAACUGGCUAAAGGACCCUAUUGGAAAGAUUGAUAUUUCUAUCGUUGAUGGAUCACAAGUUUUGUGGGCUCAUCUUGUAUCUGGAAUCGAGAUCAAACAUUCACUAAGUAAUACUACCUUAUAUCACGAGGCAAUCGGACAACUCGUAGACCGUUUUCAAACCGUUUUCCGAAUGCAACGUGGACGACGCUUUAUUAUCGGCGCUGUUUGUUGUGACAACCUUGUAGAGUUCAUAUACGCUAAUUCAGAACUUAAACUUAAACGUUCGGGCUUAUUGGAACUCAGUUUUACCAAACAGACAACAGGAAUGCAAAUGCUACUAAACAUGUUGAGUUCGAAUCAACAUCAGCUCGGCUACUCUCCGCCCAAAGAUCAUGAAGCGUUGGUCGGUACUUCAGGCUUUACCUAUGAAAGCGUUCUUCGACAAGCAGAUAACGGACGAGGAUCACUUGUUUUCUCCGGUUUUAUAAAUUCAAAAAAAGCCGUUCUUAAGGCCUCUAUGGAUCUAAAUAAUGAGCUGAAGAUGCUUGAGAUUCUUAAAGACUGCGAGUACAUUCCCCAAGUCAUUAACAAAGGAUUACUUUCAGAUGGCAGAAUGUUCAUUGUGACGACACCGGCUGGUGUACAUCUCGAAGCCAAAAAGCACGGUGUGAAAGGGACUUUAAAGGCUUUGCAGGAUGUUGUGAAAGCUUUAAAGUUUUCUCAUGAACAUCACAUUUAUCAUCGUGAUGUUUCAUAUUUAAAUAUCGUAUACAAAAAUCAAAGAGGCUAUCUUAUCGAUUGGGGUGUAGCAUCGAAUACUUCUGACUUAGUGAAUGCUCCAUUGACCGGAACUUAUCUAUUUUCUUCUCUUCCGGUUUUGAUGCGUUUUGAAUCUGGAGUUUCUCACACAUAUUCGGUUAAUGAUGAAAUCGAAUCCUUAUUCUAUGUAUUCAUGUACAUAGCUUGUGAUGGAGUUGUGCGCUGGCGAAAGCAUUCGGAUUUGUCAACAAGUGUCGCAAUAAAAUAUAAUGUGAUGAUCUGCCCGUUUGAAUUUGAAAGGCACUUGGUCAAGUAUGCUUAUGGUGAAUUCCACGAAUAUUUAUUAAAAUUUCACGACAUUAUUUUUCCAUAUGGUAGUGAUCUUGAAAAAAGAGACAUAUCGAUUGAUGGAAUUAUUGAAAUUUUCGGAGAUUGGAUAAAUGAACUUUAA